This is a messenger RNA of Leptonychotes weddellii (Weddell seal), 1388 nucleotides long. NCBI's taxonomy places the organism in Eukaryota, Metazoa, Chordata, Mammalia, Carnivora, Phocidae. The record is from RefSeq and is a predicted model, not a curated record.
CGCCCCCUGGAGACGGCAGCCGCGGAGCCGAGACCCUCCCGGCUAGCGGGCGGUGGGUCCGGGGAAGGGCCGGGCCGGGGUUUGGGUUCCCGGCGGCCCUCCGCCAUGAAGCUGACUCGGAAGAUGGUCCUGUCCCGGGCCAAGGCCUCGGAGCUGCACAGCGUGCGGAAGCUCAACUGCUGGGGCAGCCGCCUCACAGAUGUCUCCAUCUGCCGGGAGAUGCCCAGCCUGGAGGUGAUCACCCUCAGUGUCAACAGCGUCUCCACCCUGGAGCCCGUGAGCCAGUGCCAGCAGCUGAGCGAGCUCUACCUGCGGAAGAACCGCAUCCCCAGCCUGGCGGAGCUUUUCUACCUGAAGGGCCUGCCCCGCCUGCGCGUGCUCUGGCUGGCGGAGAACCCUUGCUGCGGUCCCGACCCCCACCGCUACCGCAUGACCGUCCUGCGCAACCUGCCCCACCUGCAGAAGCUGGACAACCAGGCCGUGACCGAGGAGGAGCUGUCCCGUGCGCUGAUGGAGGGGGAGGAGGUCACGGCCCCCAGCGGACAGGGCACGGGGAACGGCGGUGGGCCUGCGCUGUCCUACGCCCUGAGCGCCACGGACACCACUGCUGAGACCCGGCAGGACACGCUGGGCUGUGGCCAGGAGGAGACGAGCAUCCAGAGCCAGCUCAGCCUGAAGCCGCCGUCCCGAGACCGGUUUCCUUCCUUCUCACAGAGGGACGCCGCGAGCAGUCGCAAGAACAGGGCUGAAAAUCAUCAAACCCCCUGGAGCAGGCAGAGCCGCUUCCGGGGACAGAAAGGAAGGCCCUGGCUCUACUUUGAAUGUGGAAGUGGCUCGUCCUCUCACGGAAGGUCCUGCAAGCCUGAGUGGGGGGAUGCAGAUGGCCAGGGAGACCGCACCGGUGUAGGGCUGUGGGGGGAGCAGGACCCCCGAGGAUGGCUGAGGUCAGGGGUUAGCGCCAUGGGGUGGGCAGGGGCUCUGUUGCCGAGCCCCAGUGUGACCCUCUGAGCGGCUGUCACGUUGCUGCCGUGUGCCCCUGCUCACACCCAGCUCUCCUGUCACCUCACGGGAAGAGCCAGCUCGAGUAGCCCCCGUGUGCAGAAUCCUCUCUUGCUCCGGUGUGGGUAGAAACCACACGCACAUGCAUGACACACAUAAGCACAUGUGUGUGUGUGAGAGAUCACACGUUCCUGAGCGCUGUGCUGGCCACUCAGCCCCUUCUGACCCCUGCUGUGUGGCUGGCUGUGUGACCGAGGGCCCAUUGCUUGGCCUCUCUGGGCAGUCCCUGCAGGCGAUGCCGCUCGUCUGCCUGAGUCUCUGUGCUCUGCCCGGGGUUGCCUGGAAGGCCGCUCACCCGCGAUGUCCGUGUCCGGGUGGGGGCACUCAGC